GGACUUUUGUUGAACAAGCAGGUUAUGAUUCGGAAGGGACUUUCAUUCAUACUGAGGAUGUUACCAAGGAGCAGUGGAAGGAGGUUUGUGGUGAGCUACGUCACAAGGUCGAGAUGAUUGAGAGGUCCAAAGCAGAGGUUAUGGGACUGGCAUCAAGAAGAAAGGUUAACUAUUAUUGAGCCUAUUGUAAGUCCCUCUCAAGGGACCUAUUAUAUGCAGAAUUUGGGUUUCUCGAAUAUCUUUGUGGGUGCUACUAAUAAAUUGUGGGUCAUGUGGGACUCUACAGUUUUUGAAGUUUUUUCAGUGGUUGAUAAUGAUCAGUUUUUGGUGAUUAAAAUGAUGCAUAUUCCAACUGAAUUUACUUUUGUGUUUUGCCCGGUUUAUGGUAAACAUACAAGGAGAGAGAGAAGUCAAUUGUGGAAUGGUUUGACUGCUUUUGCGAGGGCUGAUAACUCUCCGCGGGUGCUGGGUGAGACUUUAAUGUUGUGGCUUCUGUUAGUGAGUACAAAGGUCCGGCAGGUCCUCGUUUGGAAGAUAUGACGGUUGUGGGCUCAUGCAAAUAAAUUCCUUCUAUUGGGUCUUCCUAUACUUGGUCAGGAGUAAGGUCUAAUGGCAGAACUUGAGAAAGAUUAGAUAGAUAUCUAGCAAAUACAUACUUUUUGGAGAAUUUUGAGACCUCUAAUUAAGAUCCAACAUCUAAGUAGGACUCCGUCUGAUCAUUGUCCUAUUCUACUGAUUUGCGAGAGUGCUACUACUAGGGGCCCGAGUCAAUUUCGAUUGCAAAAUAUGUGGUUUACUAACUCGGAAUUCCUGACUUUUGUUGCCUUGAAAUGCGUUGAUUAUCCCAGAGCUGGUGGCAUGCAAGGACGGAUGUCUAAACUCAAAGCUCUGAAGCAAGAUCUAAGAAUAUGGAAUAAAAACAUUUUUGGAGAUGUUUUCAGGGAGACAGAGAGGAUGGAAAGGGAGGCGUUGGAGGCUGAAAAGGAAUUUGAAGAACACCCUACAGAGGCAACUAGAGCUUAUUGUCAUUUGAAACAGGCUGAGUAAUUAAAGCGUGCUAAGCAAAAUGAAAUUUUUUGGAAGCAAAAAGCUAAUGUAAAAUGGAUCAAGGAGGGGGAUGCGAAUACCAAAUUUUUUCACUCAGCUUUCAAAGAUAAGGUUCGUAGGCAGCACAUUAAAGCUAUUAAAAAACAGGAUGGUGAAUGGUGCUACGACGCUCAGGACUCAGGAGAUUGCGAGUGAAGCAGUACAUUUUUUUGAGAAUUUGUAUAAAUUCGUACCCACAGAGUCUUAUACGGAGAUUUUGGAGGCUAUCCCAGUCAGUUUAGAUGCGUUGGAUAAUGAAGCCCUUAUGGUUUUGCCUGAUGAACUUGAGGUUAGGAACGCAAUUUGGAGUUUGAUUCCAGAUGCAGCUCCAGGGCCCGAUGGGUUUGCAGGUCUUUUUACAAAGGAUGUUGAGAUAUUAUUAAAUGUGAUGUGGUACUUGCGGCUAUAAAAUAGUGUAUCUUUCUAAAAUAGUGCUAGGAAGGACAUAUAAAAUUCAUGCGUAUCUUUCUAAAAUAGUGUAAUUGCUUAGAAGAGAAUAAAUUCUAUUGAGAGUUGUUUAUUUAUUUGCUAUUAAGAGUUGUUUAUUUAUUUGCUAUAUUUAUCAUCUAUGGCCCACUUGUAAAUGUAGGGUCCUAGUUUCUAUACAUUGUAGCUAUAUAUAUGUGUGCAUGCAUUCCAUUUUACAAAAUGAAGAAAUACUAAGAGGACUCACUCUUGUACCUCCG
Messenger RNA from Cuscuta europaea, 1772 nucleotides. NCBI's taxonomy places the organism in Eukaryota, Viridiplantae, Streptophyta, Magnoliopsida, Solanales, Convolvulaceae. The record is from the annotation of a GenBank genome assembly.